CAGGAAGUCGGUGUCAUUCGCGCGGCUGUUCAUUCGAAACUCAAACUUUCGAGCUGAAAAUCAAAGUAAAGUUUCAGUGAGUUGUGCGUCGUAGAGGUCAGCCUUGUGAAGGAAUAUAGCAGUCAGCAAAAAGGUAUUCACUAGGUUGGUAAGUUGAUUGAAAUGCUUGUACUGGUAACCAGCCUUACAGCAUAGAAAUGGCUCAAGUUCGUGCCAUUGUUGUUCUUACCAUCUUCAACACUAUGAUGGCUCAUUGGGGUCGGUGGAAAGAGGGAUUUUUAUUUUUCUUAACCAUGAUACACAAACAGACGAUACAUGGCGCUUCUGGCGUAAAAACAUUCAGAGUUCACCACCAAAAACGGAAUUACACAGACGCAGACAAAGCAUGUAAAACAAAAAACCAAAGUGACCAUCUCGCAAAAAUUAGAAACGCUGACGACCUCCAGUUGGCUAAGAAUAUAUCAAAUACCACUAACGGCAUGAAAUAUUGGACGAGUCUCCAUGUCUGGAUUGGCGAUUGGAAAUGGAGUGAUAACAAUACGGCUGGUAUACAACUUAUAGACGUUGUGAACAAUUUUAAUCGUACAGAAGCACAGUCUAAGGAACCUAGGAAGUUAUGCUGUAUGGUAACCCAUGAUACUCUCCUGGAGUGCACUAACUGUAGUGAGGAGCACGCCUUUAUAUGUGAAGAUUUCCAAGAGAGUAAUUUUACUCAAGUGGACACUAAUUCGAGCUGCGUUCCAGCAUUUCCUCCAGUCGAACCAUCUGCAAGAAACGCUUCUUGUAUAUUUUAUGAGUAUAAAGACACAUUUUGCAAGGACAUAAUCACAAGUCUGUAUGUUUAUGGUAACCAAAGUACAUUGGAUUAUGGUGAAAAGGAAACAAACACCUUUGGUGGCUACUUCAAAUUGUUUGAUAUCUCUCCGAAGUGUAGACCUGUAAUGAGAAAUUUGCACUGUCGCUAUCACUUUCCGGCGUGUGAUGAAACAUUGGACGAGCCUAAAGAUCGCGGGCUAUGUCGCAGCUCAUGCUUGUAUUUGAUGCAAGAUGUUUGUAAGUCAGAGAUGAAGUUUCUCAUUGGAGCAUCAAAGGAGGCUCCAGUGUUCGACCAGAAAUUGAUAAAUUGCUCACUAUAUAAGCCGGCUAAUGGUGGAGAUGCUCCUGAGUGCUAUGGGUGGCCAGAUAUCCCUGGUGAUGACACAAAAACCACAGAUUGUUACUAUGGAGUGGGUGUUGGUUACCGUGGAAAUGUGAACGUCACCCGAUCUGGUCGUACAUGUCAGUCUUGGAAAUCCCAGUGUCCUCAUCGUCACUGGCGGAUCCCUAAAGACGUCGCCAAAUCCAAAAAUGACUCGAACCUGUGUCGUAACCCGGAUAGCAGUGCCCCAGAUGGACCGUGGUGUUAUACCACAGACCCAAACGUCCGAUGGGAAUAUUGCAACGUAUCUCGUUGUCCUCCAAGAGAAUUACCGCCACCUCCGAGACGCUUCACAGUAGAGAAUGUUCAGACAAGAUAUUUUAUUUUGACUUGGAAUGAGCCAGAAAAUGCCAGCCUUUACCAAAUACAAAACUACACUGUAGAAAGGAGGACAUCAAGAUCGGAAAACUUUAUAUUAGUGAAGACAGUUCCGUACCCUGAUACCCAAAUGAUUUUGGAGAACUUAGAUCCCUCCACAGAAUACACCAUCAGAUUAUCAAGCAACAAUAUGUAUGGAAGGUCAGAGGGUGUAUUAGUAACACAGAGGACACUACCUGGCAAAUUUAUUAGGAAAUUGAUGCUGCAAAUAGUAUUGCCACUGAGCUUAGCAUCUUUAUUUGUUGUGGUCGUUUGCAUCAAGUAUGGACCUAUUAGAAAUUCAAAGCGUGGCAAAGUGUAUUCUGAGAAUCAGACACCGCUUUCCACUCUUUGCCACUGGGUUGAGAUUCCCAGAACAAAUGUUACACUACAAGAGAAGUUGGGGGAAGGUGCCUUCGGAGAAGUGUACAAAGGAGUGGUGCGCAUGGGCGGACAAGUCAGGGCAUGCGCAAUAAAGACUGUUAAAGAGAAUGCCAGAGAAAGGGAAAGGAAAGACUUAAUAAACGAGCUUCAAAUCAUGGUCACAGUUGGUGAUCAUCCCAAUGUCGUAAGCCUUAUUGGAGCUUGCACAAAGUCUGGGUCAAUUUUAGUGAUUGUUCGUCUGGCUCCAAAUGGCUGCUUGUUGAACCAACUGAAGAACAGAGAAAAUCCAUACGAAGAUGAUACGGAAAGACAAGUCGGUUUCACACGCGUCGACAAAGUGAGGAUUGCAAGAGACGUGGCCUGUGGAAUGUCUCACCUCGCCAGCAAAAAGUGUGUUCAUCGAGACCUCGCGGCAAGAAACGUGCUUCUUGGCGACAGGAAUGUCGCCAUGGUUUCUGAUUUCGGCAUGUCACGUGAUGUGUACGAGAGUGGUGAAUACGAAACUCUUUGCCGGGGAAUGUUACCAGUUCGUUGGAUGGCUCUUGAGUCUCUGGAGGAUUUAGUGUACAAUACAAAGACAGACGUGUGGUCGUUUGGAGUUUUAUUGUGGGAGAUCGAAUCUAGAGGUAAAAUGCCGUAUACCGGUCUUAUAGCCAGGGAAAUUGUCGAAUUCUUGAGGAAAGGAAAAAAAUUAUCAAAGCCGGAAGGAUGCCCGAAUGAAAUUUAUGAUUUGAUGAGGUCUUGCUGGAAUCUGGAUCCGGCUGAACGUCCUUCAUUUGCACAUCUUUUGACGCGUCUUGAGGAAGAACUUACUAAAAACAAAGCGGAUGUCCAGGAGGAUAUUUGAACCGUAGUUCAAGGGUAGUCUGCAUUUCACGCAGACUAUUUACAACUACUAGGCUUAUCCCUUUGAGGAUACAUUGAAGGAAUAAUUUUAAAAUUAAUCAGUCCGCGUUUUCAUAAACAUUGUCAUGAAACAUUAUAUUUGUGAAUACUGUGUUUGGUAUUUCGCGCAGAAUAUUUACAUAGUUUCGUGAAAGUAUAUGCCUCCAUUGCGUAAACGUUAUAUGAAAAGUUCGCCAAAAGAUAUUGUAACGAGCAGAGGGAGAGAUCAGAGCCACGAUUGUUUGAAGAAGUGACGUUUGAACUGUAAUUAACCGGGAACUGAAGGACUGAUAGAUACAAAUUGUAAGUAUUAUCGUUUUGCGCCCUCGCGUUCGCAAACGUAUGCUACUGUAACUUUUUUUCUCAUAAUUUUUAUAAUUUCAGUUGACUGUAUACAUAUAGAUAUAUGUUCGAUCAGAUCGGAUAGAGUGCAAUAAAAUUCUCGAAUCCUUGA
Molecule: messenger RNA, 3278 nt
Organism: Pocillopora verrucosa
Lineage: Eukaryota; Metazoa; Cnidaria; Anthozoa; Scleractinia; Pocilloporidae
Product: muscle, skeletal receptor tyrosine protein kinase
Biological process (GO): protein phosphorylation; multicellular organism development; cell surface receptor protein tyrosine kinase signaling pathway
Cellular component (GO): signaling receptor complex; plasma membrane
Molecular function (GO): ATP binding; protein binding; transmembrane receptor protein tyrosine kinase activity
Source: RefSeq, a predicted model, not a curated record